Messenger RNA from Paramecium sonneborni, 835 nucleotides. The record is from the annotation of a GenBank genome assembly. Lineage: Eukaryota; Ciliophora; Oligohymenophorea; Peniculida; Parameciidae.
AUGAAAUUUUCAUUCUUGAGACAUAACUUAGUUGAGCUUAUUGGAAAAGUAGAGCAAUUAGAUUCUCCAAGCUCUAUUAUUAAGAAAUUUGGACCAUUUCUAAUGAGUAGUUUGUUUAAUCAAAAACUCUAAGAGAGUCAAGAAGUCAUUAAUUACAUGGAGAAAAAUAUUGAAAAAAGUGAAUUCAUUCGAAAUAUUACUCAUGAUCCUAAUUCUAAAAAUUGGAGAACUAAUUAUAGAAAAUCAAUUGAAAGUUUAGCAUGUUCAAUCAUAGUUGAUAAUCCAAAUCUCAUGGAUAAGCAUUUUACAACAACAAUGAAAGAAGAAUAAAUUACUUUAGCAGAAGUUCUACCUUUAGCAUAUACUUUGGUUAUAUAAAAAUAAAAAAAGUGGAAUAUCACGAAUGAAUAAGAAAUUUUAUAAAGGCUAAACUAAUUACUCGUUAGCUAAAAACAGGAGCAAUAAAAAAUGAAUAUCAACAUUCUUUAUUAAAAAUAUUUCCUAUCUGAUCUUGGAUUAUAUUAUCCAGAUUUGUUAAAUUUUUCAUAAGGUAAGAUCUUUUGUACAGAAUUGCCUUUGGAUUAUUUUAUAGGAGAAUUGAAUAUCUAAUAUAAAGAUUUUUUUAUUGAAGAUAAUAAUUUAGUUGAUUUAAAGAUUGGUGAUUCAGCUUAUGUAUUCAUGUAUCCAGAUGAAUUUGAAAAUUAAACUAUCAAAGCUUUUCUGUUAAAAUAUGUGAGAAUCAAGAGAUUGCAACAGUUGUUCUCUAAUGUUCAUGUUGUUUGGUGUUAUAGAGGAAUGAAAAAAAAAGAGUUACUUGAGGCUCUAGGUAUCUGAG